Messenger RNA from Anneissia japonica, 656 nucleotides. Its product is annotated as ADP-ribosylation factor-like protein 2-binding protein. NCBI's taxonomy places the organism in Eukaryota, Metazoa, Echinodermata, Crinoidea, Comatulida, Comatulidae. Gene Ontology annotation, biological process: positive regulation of tyrosine phosphorylation of STAT protein; maintenance of protein location in nucleus. Gene Ontology annotation, cellular component: mitochondrial intermembrane space. The record is from RefSeq and is a predicted model, not a curated record.
AAAGAGGUCAAAAAAGAAACAACUUGAUGGCGAGAUUUUUGAAAUGCUGUUAACAUUCAGUGACUUCAUAUCUUUUAAAGAAAUGUUUCUAGAUUACAAAGCAGAAAAAGAAGGAACUGCCAUUGACCUUACAUCUGGUAUGAUGAUUACACCUUGCAAGUUUCCAGAACCAACGUCAUCCACAAAAACAACAGAGUGAACUUUUAUAUUCAGACUUGUUCAUUCAAUUAACAAAGGUAUUGAUGCUUUGUGUAAUACCUGAACUCAAUCACAAAGUAAAGCUACCUACCACCAGUUUGUUUUUUGAUCACUUUUCAAUUUUGAUCUGAAGUCCAAAAACUAUCAACUUAUUGGUGGCAAAUAUUUCUGAAUGGAAACUGGAUGACACGUUUAUUAUUACUAGAGUUGUCUAAGCAUUCUUUGUUUUAAAUAUUCUUGGAAUAGAAUGCUAGCAUGUAUUUCUCAGGAAUGGGGGUUUACUUGUUUGCAAUAUCAAUUAUAUGGUAUACCAUGGAGCUGUUAUAGCUCCAUGAUUGUUCAUCCUGUUUCUAGAGUGGUGCCAGAAAUUCCCCGGCGAGCAAUCCAAGGCCCCUGAAAAAAAGAUCCUAAUCCACCUCGGCUCCAUCAUGUUUGGAGUGAAAUUUAAGAAUAGGCAC